This is a messenger RNA of Mizuhopecten yessoensis (Yesso scallop), 4264 nucleotides long. RefSeq names its product zinc finger protein 234-like. Gene Ontology annotation, biological process: regulation of transcription by RNA polymerase II. Gene Ontology annotation, cellular component: nucleus. Bases 354 to 3113 code for a protein of 919 amino acids. Gene Ontology annotation, molecular function: DNA-binding transcription factor activity, RNA polymerase II-specific; RNA polymerase II cis-regulatory region sequence-specific DNA binding. Lineage: Eukaryota; Metazoa; Mollusca; Bivalvia; Pectinida; Pectinidae. The record is from RefSeq and is a predicted model, not a curated record. The transcript has 6 exons.
CCCUGCUACACAAUAAUGAAAUCGGACAACUAGAAAGUGAUGUCGCCAAAGUUUCCUCUACUCCCGCGGGCCGACUCCCAACAAAAACUUUAGACAUUCUGACAUAUAGCAACCAGAAGAAAUGUGCACUAGAAGAAUUGUUCUGUUGUCCUUUGUGUUGGUUGUUCUGCAGCUUUGAAAUCCUAUUUCUUGGACGAAACAAAUGCCAGCACAGCUUGUUUCAAAUCUAAAACUACACAUUUAACAAAGAGACUACAAGGAGAGAGAGGGAGAGAAAGGAAAAAAACCUACUAAACGGACUUAAAAUUACACAAACUAUCACUAAAUUUCCAAAACUUGAGUAAAAGGGAAUAAUGAGAGAAGAAAACAGCAAUGGGUUUAUUCAAACAGUGGAAGAACAGGAACUCCCCAAGACAGAUACAGGAGAUAAGCCUCACCAGUGUGAUGUCUGUGGUAAGAAGUUUAAUAAGACACGUACCUUUCAGACACACAUCAAGACACAUACAGGGGAGAAGCCCUACACAUGUGAUGUUUGUGGUAAGGGGUUUAGUGUAGCAGGAAGCCUACAGACACACCUCAGGAGACAUAAAGGAGAGAAGCCCUACAAAUGUGAUGUCUGUGGGAGGGGAUUUAGUGUGACACAACACCUUCAGAUACACCUCAGGUCACAUACAGGAGAGAAACCCUACAAGUGUGAUGUCUGUGAGAAGGGAUUUACUGAUGGAAAAAGCCUACAGACCCACAUCAGGACACACACAGGAGAGAAACCCUACAAGUGUAAUAUCUGUGGCAGGGGGUUCAAUCAGUUAGUUCACCAAAAAACACACCUCAGGACACAUACAGGGGAGAAGCCCUACACUUGUGAUAUCUGUGGUAAGGCAUUUAAUCAGUCACAACAACUACAGGUUCAUACCAGGACACAUACAGGAGAGAAGCCUUACACGUGUGAUGUCUGUGGUAAGACCUUCAGUAUGACACAAAGCCUCACACUACACCUCAGAAUACAUACAGGAGAAAAGCCUUACAAAUGUGAUGUCUGUGGUAAGGGGUUAAGAUUGGCCCAUCACCUAAAGUCACAUCUCAGGAUACAUGUUGGAGAGAAGCCCUACAAGUGUGAUGUCUGUGGUAAGGGUUUCUUUGGGGAGGGAAGCCUUCAGAGACACCACAGAACACAUACGGGAGGGAAGCCCUACAAGUGUGAUGUCUGUGGUAAGGAGUUUAAUCAAUCAACUACUCUUGUGUCACAUAUUAGGAUACAUACAGGGGAGAAACCAUACAAGUGUGAUUUGUGUGACAAAAGGUUUAUUCAGUCAUCUUCUUUAAAGUCACACCUCAGGGCACAUCAGGGAGGAAAGUCAUACAACUGUAAUGUUUGUGGCAAGGAGUAUAAGGUGUUAAAAUGUCUACAGAAACACCUCAGGACACUUCACAUACAGCAGGCAGAAACCCUGCAAUUGUUAUAUAUGUGCGUAAUCAGCCGCGUACAGUGUCAUGGUUUGUUGUCAGUCUUCCAACAUGGAUUGAGGAAGGAUAGUUCAUGUGAGAGCCAACUUCUCAUCACCGUAGACGACAUUGCCAGGAGCCUAAACAAAGGAGAACAGAUCGACGCAGUGCUUUUCAAUUUUUUGAAGGCGUUCGAUGAAGUCUAUACUGUACUAGUACCCCACCAGAAGCUGCUCGGCAAGGCUAGCUCGAGCUCCACCACUACAGGAUACGAGGGAACACCCUCUCAUGGGGUAAUCACAUCAUCUAGCGAUGCAGCUGAAAUACAGAACAACCUCGACAGACUCAAGAAGUGGGAGGAUGACUGGUUGAUGAGUUUUAACCCCAACAAACUUAAGUGUGAGAUCAACUCGAUCACCAACAAGAGGAACCCAUUGAAGUUGACCUACACCAUCCACGGUAAGGCUCUCCAGAAUGUUUCCUCAGCUAAAUACCUUGGUGUCAACAUCCAGCAUAAUAUCUUGUGGAACAAGCAUAUUGACACCAUAUGCAAGAAGGCUAAUUCCACCAACGCCUUCAUCCAGCGCAACCUGAAGAAGUCUUCCACCGGAGUUAAGGAAACCUGUUUCACCGCACUGGUGCGACCCAUUGUUGAAUAUGGAUCAGAUGCAGGGCUGCUCGUCAUGCAUUGGGUGUCUUUGACCGCAACCUCCAAAAAACCUGCAGGAAUAGGGGAAAAAAAUAAGAUCUUCUACAUUCACACAUGCUGCCAAAAGCAUCAAAAAGGGAUUUCAGAAAGAUAUAACACCUGCAUAAAUUUCCAAAUCUUAGGACAAGAAGACAGCAAGAUACUUGAGAAAAAGAAACUAACCAUGGCAGACACAGGAGAGCGGCCUCACAAGUGUGACGUCUGUGGUAGGGGGUUUAACAAAACUUACAGUUUACAGACCCACAUGAGGACACAUACAGGAGAGAAGCCAUACGGAUGUGAGGUCUGUGAGAGAAGAUUUAGUCAAGCACAUCACCUACAGGCACAUCAGAAGAUCCAUACAAGGGAGCAACAUCACAAGUGUGAUGUCUGUGAUAAGGUGUUUAAUCAGUUACAUCAACUACAGACCCACAUGAGGAUACACACGGGGGAGAAGCCCUACAAGUGUGGCGUCUGUGGUAAGGGGUUUAGGGUGACGCAAUGCUUAAUGAAACACCUCAGGAUACAUACAGGAGAGAAGCCUUACAAAUGUAAUAUCUGUGGUAAGGGGUUUAGUUUGGCACAUCACCUACCGAGACACCUCCGGACACAUACAGGAGAAAAGCCUUACAGAUGUGACGUCUGUGGUAAGGGGUUUAGCUUAGCAUAUCCUCUACAGACGCACCUCAGAACACAUACCGGGGAGGAGCCGUACAAGUGUGACAUCUGUGGGCAGGUGUUCAAUCAGUCCUCUACUCUAGUGACACACGUUAAGAUACAUACGGGAGAGAAACCGUAUAAGUGUGAAUAUUGUGGGAAGGGGUUUAGUUUGGCACACCAUCUACCUAGACACCUCCGAACACAUACAGGGGAGAAACCGUGCAAGUGUGAAGUCUGUGGUAAAGGGUUUAGUCUGGAGAAAAGCCUACAGAAACAUCUUCUCACCCAUUACAUACAGCCACCAGAAACCAUUCAAGUAUAAAGUCUGGUGUACCUACAGCUACAGGUGAUGUCUCUUUAUUUCUUAGGGAGUCUUCCUAUAUUCAACAUUGAAAACUGACUGAAUUAUUAGGAAUUCCUAACUCUAGGAAAAUGUGUUUAUGAACACUAAGAAGUGGUUAUCUUUUGUUUAUAAACCAUUGGAAUCAAUAGCAAGUACACGUGUAACAGACGUGACUGUCUUCUGCUUAUUUAACCUGUAUGUAUUUUGUUUAUUGACGUGACUGUCUUCUGCUUAUUUAACCUGCAUGUAUUUUGUUUAUUUCAUUCAUCAUUUUAUUGUUUUACUUCCUGCUUACUAGAUCCUAUACAAGGGCCUGUAUUCUUGCCCCUUGUUAGUAAAAGCGGAAUCAUGUCUCCUUUCCAUCGGGUUUCAUAUUAGGAGGACCGGAAGCAGGGUUAAUGUAAUUUUUAUGAACUUGUGACAUAUAUCUACGGUUUAAUUUCUGUUAUUCUGGAGAUUUUGUUAUUGUAAACUCGAUCUAUGUAGUUGUUUAAUUUGAUUUUGAACAAAAGACAUGCAAACCCACCUCUACCUUUCGCGUGAUUCUGACGAAGAAGUUCACUUUGUGAAUGCUCCAGCAAUCUAUCCCUAAUAUCUGCUGUCUUUACCCAUCUGAAGAUUUCAACGUGUAAACAUGAAGUUAAAUAAUAUUUAUUUACAGAGUAUUUUUCCUGGAUGUGAAUUUUCAUGGAAAUUAUGAUUUUUUUAAAUAAAAUUUAAGUAACGGGAGUGAGCAUGUCACUAUGGUAUAAUAUGAGCCAAGAUGUAAAUGGAGACCCUUGGAAAAAAUAUGUGUACAAAGAGAAAAAGACCAGGUGUUCCAGGAGGGUAAGCAUCUAAUGUCAAAACCACAAGGCACACUAUAGCUAAUGAACAUGAUAAAAACAUUGACCUUCAUAUCGCACAAAGAAAUAGCGUAAGUCGGAGGACUUUUAUUUGAGGUCCUCCCAUAACAAAUAUUCUGGUGCUGCAGACUUCCCAAGUAGAUUAAAAUGUGUUGAAAGAAAAAGACAUAGUGUGAAGUGCUCAGUCCCCUUUGUCUGCUGAAGUUGUUUGGUUUUGAUUAAAUCUUAUUGUCAAGUCAAUGUUAUAUUUUUUGUAUCAUGUAAAUGUAUGCAGAGAAAACUUAA